AUGAUGGACAGUCUCUGGAAGCUCGCUGGUCUCGCGACGUCAGCGCCCGAGCGAGCGCCCGAGCCAACCAAGAACGUUGACGGCCUCUGGACAACCAUUGACGGCGCAGCCCCAUCGCCUCGAAGUGGCCACGCAUCGGUUGUCGCCAAUAGCGUCAUGUACGUCCUUGGUGGCUACGAUAAGGGCCAGUGCUUUGGCGACAUUCACGCGUACGACCUCACGCGGCGCGAAUGGAGCAAGGUCGACUGGGGCGGCGCCGCCAACUUCGCAGCUGGCUGCGCGUCUCAUGCGAUGUGUGUGUCUCCCGAUGAGACGUCCAUUUAUGUCUAUGGCGGGUCGGGCCCGCGCUGGGGCGCCGCCAACCGAGACAAGCUGCUGCAAUUCACACUCUCUACGCAGCAGUGGAGCGUCGUUGCGACAGCCGGCACGCCUCCGCCGCCGGGCUAUGGCCAGAGCAUGGUUGCAAUCGGCUCCAAGCUCUAUCUCUUUGGCGGCACGUCGGGACACGACUACCACAACGACCUCUUUGUCUUUGACGCUACCACGUCUGCUUGGAGCUGUGCCGCAGUCACAGGAGCGAAACCAUCGCCACGCUACAAGCACGGGGCCGUCGUCGUCGGCAACGAUAUGUACAUCGUUGGCGGUGGUCUCUAUGGACCACGCAAGGGACCCAUCGACCUCUUCAAGUUUGAUACGCUCACGUCGCAUUGGACGGAGGUCGUGUGCGUCGGCGACGUGCCACCAGCGCGUCUGGCCCACAGCGUCGUCCUGCACAUCGACUCGUUGGGCCAGCCAGCGCUGCUCGUGUUCGGUGGCCGCGAUUUCACUGAGAAGCGCACGAACGGUCUGUGGUCGUUGCACUUGCCCACGGCGACGUGGACAAAGCUGGUAGGAUCUGCGUCGGAGGCUCCGGACGCGCUCGUGUUUCACACCGCGGUCAUGUGGCAACAGCGCAUGGUUGUCUUUGGGGGCACGAAAGAAGCGGCAGGGCAGAGUCCCGACGAGGCCGAGCGCAGCAACGCGCUGGUCGAGUACUGCGGCGUCUCGGACGAACGCCACUGGGUCCUCGUGGCUUCGGAAGGAGACGACGCGUAG
This is a messenger RNA of Saprolegnia parasitica CBS 223.65, 1095 nucleotides long. RefSeq lists its product as hypothetical. Gene Ontology annotation, molecular function: protein binding. The transcript has 5 exons. Bases 1 to 1095 code for a protein of 364 amino acids. NCBI's taxonomy places the organism in Eukaryota, Oomycota, Saprolegniomycetes, Saprolegniales, Saprolegniaceae. The record is from RefSeq and is a predicted model, not a curated record.